Molecule: messenger RNA, 633 nt
Organism: Vigna umbellata (rice bean)
Lineage: Eukaryota; Viridiplantae; Streptophyta; Magnoliopsida; Fabales; Fabaceae
Product: xyloglucan endotransglucosylase/hydrolase protein 31-like
Biological process (GO): carbohydrate metabolic process
Molecular function (GO): hydrolase activity, hydrolyzing O-glycosyl compounds
Source: RefSeq, a predicted model, not a curated record
AUGGCGGAUGAACUUCCGCUCUCUCACGCCACCCAACCAUUGAAGCAAAUCGCCGUCGACUACACUCCCGAGGCCUGUUCUCACUGUUCCAUCUCCGACACCAUCACCCUCACCUACGACAUCCGCGGCGGCGCGCGGUGGCGCACGCUCACGCGCUUCCACUCGGGCACCUUCUCUGCUCUCAUCCAGUGCCCCGGUGGCGACACCAACGGUCUCAACUUCAACCUCUACCUCUCCUCCCAGGAGGGCGACAAGUCCCAGGACGAGAUCGACUUCGAGUUUCUGGGCCGCGACAGGACCCUCGUACAAACAAACUUCUUCUGUGGGGGCGCGGGGAACAACGAAAGGAUCCACCAUCUUGGGUUCGACGCCUCCGAGGGGUUCCACGAGUACGCCAUUGCGUGGGGGAGCGAUGCGAUCGAGUGGCGCGUGGAUGGAAGGGUGGUUAGGAGGGAUGAGAGGAAGGAGGGAAAAACUUUCCCUGAGAAAGCUAUGUUUUUGUACGCUUCGAUUUGGGACGCUAGUGGGAUCGCCGGAGGGAAGUGGUGUGGGAAGUACUCUGGAGCUGACGAGCCUUAUGUUUGUGUUUAUAAGAACAUUCAUGUUCCUGUUGGCACUGCUGUUGAUGAUUAG